This is a messenger RNA of Octopus bimaculoides (California two-spot octopus), 4689 nucleotides long. RefSeq lists its product as uncharacterized. NCBI's taxonomy places the organism in Eukaryota, Metazoa, Mollusca, Cephalopoda, Octopoda, Octopodidae. The record is from RefSeq and is a predicted model, not a curated record.
AUGCUUCUGAAAUUUUCUUGCCCCUCCUUAUAUCCUGUGCUCCGUCUGGCAAUCGUUGUUUAAUACUAUUUCAUUUGUGCUCAUUUAUUUAAAGAACAACAAAAACAGUAAAGGAAAUAUUUUCCAAAUGUCCAGACACAAACACACACAUAUAUAUAUACGUACACAUAAAUAGAUAACUAUUAUUUCAGAGAGAGAGAGAGAGAGAGAGAGAGAGAGAGAUACAUACAUACAUAUAUUUUAUAUAUACAUUUAUUUGCUGAUCAACAGAUAGUCUUCAUAAAUAUACUGAACCAAUAUAACGGAAUGAGUUCUUUUAAAAACAACUCUAUAAUACAUCCCGAUUUUUGCCGUGUGCAUAAGUGUAACAGUGAAAACAUAUCAUUCUUUGAUCCAUGUGAUUGCAAUGUUUAUCACCACUGCCGUUCCGAUGGCAAAAUCGAAAUGAGAACAUGUAACGUUACAACUGGAUUAGUGAGAGAAGACAACAUGAUAAGCUAUGUCAAAUGUAUCUUAUUUGGGGAAAUAAAACUCAAGGCAUGUGAUGAAAACAGCCCUUGGUCAUUGUGCAAUGUCAAUAGAAAAUUUCGAAAAGAAAAAUGCAGGAAAAUAUGGCCAAUAAACAUGACAGAAUGGAACUUAAAUAAAAUUGACAGAUUUCUGGAUAAAACAGUGAAGCAAAAUGAUGAAAGCACAGGAAAUGGAGUUGGAAUUCUAUCUCCCACUUUAUUAGCGCCUAUUCUUAUUAGUAUUUUGGUUUUGCUGCUUCUUAUGCUCUUUAUCAGUCUGGUGAUAUUGAUAAAAAAACACAUGAAAAAUUGGUCAAAAUCUAGGGGUGUUCCUGCACCUGAAAAUCCUGACAAAAGUAUUGCAUUAGCUGAACGAGUUCAAUAUGAAGAAGUUAAAAUUGAUUUUCCGAGAAAAUGUUCCAUUGAUAUGCUAAGGCGGCCCCUACCUGACUUUCCAUCAGAAAGAGAUUCUACUGAAGUAAGAUAUCAAAGAAUUCUCUCAGUUUUCAAGAGAAAUGACCCAGGGGAGAAAAAUGGCCUUAACACUGGCAAUAAUUUGGCCUCAGAGAAUACAAACAGUAUUUAUAUUCCUGAAGAAGGACAAUAUAAUAUUGUAGAAGCUGAAAAUAAUGCAGAAUAUAAAAUCAACAGUCAAGUUCCAGAUUAAUAUUUAACUUCCAUGAUUACAUUUGCCAAUCAAGGACUUCUAAAGAAAUAGACAUUUCAACAUGAAAAGUCAUGUCUAAUGUGGAAGAAUUUAAAUUACUUGCCUUGAUCUAGUCUAUCUCAUAUUUUAUUACAGAUACAUAUAUUCUUUUAUAUGUUUCAGUCCAAUGACAGUGGCCAUGCUGGUGCACCGCCAUUUAAAAAGAAUUAACGCUGACACAUAUAUAUUUAUGUGUGUGUGUGUAUGUAUGAUAUAUACAUACAAAUAUCAUGCACACUUAUAUAUAUAUAUAUAUAUAUAUAUAUAACAUAUACACAUAUAUGAAUGUGUGCAAUGCAAUAUACAUGCAUACAUACAUACCCCCCCCACACACACACAUAUUUGUAUGGGGUGAGAGAAUGAUUGCUGUGCUUCAGGUAAGCUUUUAGUUAAUCGAGGAAUUUAGGUUGAAUUCUUGAUCGUGACUAAUUAGCUUAUUUCAUUAAUACUCAAAAGAAAAAUAUGAAAACCACAACUUCCUACUGUCAACAAAGCUGAUUAUUCACUGAUGCCUGACACUGUAAAUCACUCAAUUUGUCACAUCAAUUCAUAAGAUAACAUUAUCCUGUUAUAAAUACUAUCAUUUUCAUAAACCUUGUUUUAACAUCAAUUUUUCCAUGCUGGCAUAGGUUCAGCAUGUCUACAGUACAGUUUGUUGCCAAUCCUCUCAUACUAGUAUAAUAACAGAUCUUGUGAUUGGAUGUUGCCCUUCUUUUCAUGUCUUUAUGAAUGCAUAUGUCUUCUGCCUUUUUUUCCUUCGAUUGUCAGCACAUGACACUAUUUCACCUAGCACUCAUCCUCAUCAUCCUUUCACAUCACUUGUACAUAGGAGCACAUUGAUCCUUUGACUGUGAAAUUAAAUUUCAUAGUUACUCCAGUAAAUGAUAUAAAUAUCUAUAAAAAUAAAUAGAUUUGGUAUUUUCUGCAUAUUACAUGGCCUCAAUUAACUUGACAUAUCUCAGAAAAUAGCUUCAAACAAAACAUUUCUUAAGAAAAGAUAGAUUGUUAUAUAAAACUGCUUUUUAUGGUAAAGUGUAAUAAAAUUUUGAGUGGUUACAUCUGAUUUCCACAGCGAAAGAGUUAAUCUUGUCUGAAUAUAUAAAGAAAUAUCUUUAAUCCUCAGAUUACUGAUGCUCUGGCUUACAUUUAUAUUGAUGUUACACAUUCUACUAGUGAAAAUAAAUACAUUUCUUUCCAGCCUUCACAGAUUUUCUGCAUUCAAACCCUAUGCAUCACUAUUAUACAGGACCACGUAUUUUUUUCCCUCAUUUAUAUUAUCCACUUUUCAUAUAAAAAGAAAAAAACAACUUCCUUGUUGUCAACUGUUGAUAACAAUGAUGUUACUUUUCUAUGUAUAAAAUGUGAGUUCCUGCAUGGUAGUGAGGCACACAUACACACACACACACACACACACACAUUAAAUACACAUGCACACACACAUCUAUGUAGUUAGCUAUCUAACUGUCUGUCUAUUUAUCUAUCUAUCUAUCUAUAUUUUUAUUUAUUUAUGUGUUUCAGCCAAGUGGCUGCAGUCAUGCUGGUGCACCACCAUAUAUAUAUAUAUAUAUUCUUUUUUUACUUGUUAGUCAUUUGACUUUGGCCAUGCUAGAGCACUGCCUUAAAGGGUGUUAGUUGAAGAAAUUGACGCCAGGACUUAUUCUCUGUAAGCCCAGUACUUAUUCUAUCAGUCUCUUUAGCUGAAUCGCUAAGUUACAGGGACAUAAACACACCAGCAUUGGUUGUCAAGCGAUGAUGGGGGGACAAACACAGACACAUGCACACACACACACACACAAAUAUAUACACAUAUAUAUAUAUAUAUAUAUGAUGGGCUUGUUCCAGUUUCUGUCUACCAAAUCCGCUCACAAGGCUUUGAUCAGCCUGAGGCUAUAGAAGAAGACACUUGCCCAAGGUGCCAUGCAGUCAGACUGAAUCCAGAACCAUGUGGUUGGGAAACAAGCUUCUUACCACAAAAGUACUGAUAGAGAAAACUACAUCUUUAAUUGUCGAAUUCUCCUUACAAAGCCGACAAUUAUCAACAUAUUUAGAAAUAGAAGAUAUUGAAAUUAACAUAUUUGAAAAUACAUUUCCAAGGCAACACAAAAUUAGUUCGAUUCAAAAUGAACUAAGGAAAUAUUUCCUUUUUUACUUCUUAUAUAUAUAUAUAUAUAUAUAUAUAUAUAUAUACAGAUCUGUUUUUCUCUAUGUAUCUCUCUCUCCAUCUAUUGAUUUUUCUAUCCACCUAUCUGUCUUAGUUAUCUAUCUACACAGUCCUUGAAUGUGCAAAUUUUUAAUAACAUAACAAAUCAGUAGUCAUCAGAGUGUUGGAUAGACUGCCACACAGUAUAUUUUCCACCUCCCUCUGAGUUUAAAUGCUAUCAAGAUAAACUUUGUCUUUUCCUCCUGUAUAUGUGCGCAUGUGUGUGCAUAUGAUACCUUCGAGCUAUGACUGUUACUACAAGGGAGAUAACUAUCCUACUGCAACGAGGCAGAAUGAGAAAUUUGAAUUUAAAAUUAAGGAAGAAAAUGCAUAUUUAAUUCUUUUUUUCUUUUUUUUCAUCUAUAAUACAAUUCUUACAGUUUCUAGCUGUAGGCAAUCAUGUAUAGCACUAUUUAAUUUUUUUUUAGCAAUUUUCAGCAUCAUUUCAUUUAACUUGUAACUUAUUAAUUGUACACACACUCACACACAGUUUUUAAAUUUUUUUAAUUUAAAUUUAAAAUUUUAACUUUUAAAUUUUAAUUCUUUAAUUUGUAUACUUUAUCCAUUUAAUUGUAGUUUUAUCCUAUGUAUACCCCUUUAAGCUAGGCAUGUAUUUUUAGCUAUCCCCAACUGACCACUGACCACACUUAACCUAGAUUUCAUCUGUUUAGUUAAUAGACAUAAAUACCUUCUUCCUACACUUUACCAAAACCUUAAUGCCUGACCUCUCACCCCGAACCAACACUUAUGAAGAAUUAUACUGGCAUCUUAUCUUUAUCUUUAUUCUUUUGAUUUUUAUUUCUUUUUUUAUUGAUUUUUGAUUUUACUUUACUUUUGCUUUCAUUCAUUCUUUCCCCACAUCUAUCCUAUUCUUCUUUUCUUUCUUUCUCCUUCUUUUCUCUCUUUUUUCCCCUCUUUCUCCUUCUUUUCUCCCCUCUCUCUUCUAUCCACUCACUCACAAUACACCUCUCUCUAUCUUGAGGUCUGUCUUUCUCACUCUAUAUACUCAAGUGAACCGUUUACAUACUACCUAACCACUUAAUCCAUUACUUCAACAUGAACACAUCAUUCGUGGAAAUACGACCAACCUCCACAGCCUCUGGAAAAGAUGAACUGUGGACUUCAUUCUCCUCUUUGUAUUCUUCUAUCUACUUUUACUCUUUAUUCUUCUAUUUUAUUUCUUAACCUCUGAAUUACCUGGUGUUGCCCAGGUUACAGCUGUUCUUAUUGAGAUUAGUGAACAAUAAAUAUGAAGAUAUAUUUUUUUCUCAUAA